Messenger RNA from Arabidopsis lyrata subsp. lyrata, 483 nucleotides. Its product is annotated as defensin-like protein 91. The record is from RefSeq and is a predicted model, not a curated record. Lineage: Eukaryota; Viridiplantae; Streptophyta; Magnoliopsida; Brassicales; Brassicaceae. The transcript has 3 exons. Bases 131 to 409 code for a protein of 92 amino acids.
UAUAUGGUCUACAUACUCUUGUUCUUCAUAGAUUAUAUUCAUAUAACAAAUAAACGCAAGUUUUUUCUUUUUUCGGGAGCUUGGAAUAUAUCUAGAAGAAGAGUUGUUGCAUCCUCUAGAAACACAAGUAAUGACAACGAAAAAGUUUUCACCUUUUUUAUUACCUUCGUUGAUGAUAUUUUCUCUCAUCCUUAUGCCUAUGAUUUCAGCUUUGAUGCAAUUUAAGCCUUAUAUCGAACCAUGUUUGAAAGGAUGUCGAAGCCAAUUAGAAUGCAUGCAAAAGUGCAUGUCUAUGGGGCAUCCCAAAGGAGGAGAUUGUCUAGGAGAUCAAUAUGGUCGUUAUUGUUGUUGUAUAGCCGGUUUGGUGUCUCAAAAUAAAUUUCCGAUAUCUAGUCUACCUAAUUAUUAAUCAAUUCAUUAUUUAUGUGUAAUCUCAAUUAAAAUAUGAAUAAAAUAUAAAAGAAAAUAUAACUAAGUUAACUU